UUGUCAGGGACCAGCCACAGUUGUGUUUGCCUUAGAUGGAUCAGAUAGUAUAUCUAAUGAUAAUUACCAGACUAUGAUCACCUUUACAAUAAACAAUAUCAACUCAUUCAACCUUGGUCAAAAUCAUAUUAUGGUAGGGGCUUUAGUGUAUGGAAGUGAUGUGACGGCUAUUAAUCCAAUGAGUGACAAGGCCAACCUAAUUCAGGAAAUUCAAAGCAAACUUAUACAACCAAGGGAUGGGACUCGUACAGAUAAAGCUCUGGAAACCAUUCGUUUACAAAUGGUUAAUCUGCCAAGCACUCGUUCACGUGUAGCUAUCAUUAUUACGGAUGGCGAGUCAUAUGACAAAGUCCAAACGGAAAUACAAGCAAAUUUAGCAAAACAGCAAGGAAUGCUUAUUGCUGUGUUUGGAAUUGAUAUGAAACCUGGAUCCGAUGGAUUUAAUGAACUGAACAAAAUCGCCAGCUCACCUGACCUUGUGUUUUUGUUUGAUACCUUCAAUUCACUUAUAACAAAUAUAACAAUGAUUAAAAAUAUACUGUGUCAAGUGAUUACACCUACUACUACAACAUCAACAUCUGCACCGGCAACGACAACGCUGAAAACCGAUCCAAUUGUAACUGAUCCAUUAUGUGAAGGUUGUGUAAUUGUUGAUGGACAUGCCUAUGUCAGACACGAUAGUGAUUGUUCAAAGUUCUAUCACUGCUAUCUAACUCACGACACCAAUGGUGAUGAAAUCAUGGUAGCUAAGGAGGAAAAUUGUGCCGCUAAAACAUUUUGGUCCCAGGAACAUAAGACAUGUGUUACAUGGGAGAAUAUGGUUUGCCCGAACCCACUGAAUAAAUGUUUUGGUCAGGGUGACGGGACCCUUAUGCCGUAUCUAGGUUGCGAAACAUACUGGAUGUGUCAAGGUGGAAUACCGCUGCCAAUGGCUUGCUCAAACAAUAGGAUAUUUGAUGCAAACACCCUGCAAUGCAUACCAGAUCCCGGAACAACUAAUUGUUUUAGUCCCACUCUCCAAACUUGUAAUUUUGAGGAGGACCCAACCGACUCGUCUAAAUACUUCGUGAAGCAACAAGCUCAAGAUGGUUCAGUUAUCAUGAUUCAUCAGACAUGUGCAUCAGGAACCCUUUACGACCAGUCAAAGUGUUCAUGUUCUACACAUGACACAAAUAUCGUUAUUUUACCUACAGGUUGUCAGGCAUUGGUGGAACAAGGUCAAAAUGGCGUGUUUACCUUCAAACAGACAAGUGACUUAAUAUAUGGCAUCAAUUCAAAUGCUCUUGUUGAUUUUCAAACGGAUCCAGAUGCAAUGAAACUCACACCAGACGGGCAUAUUAUAAUGUAUCGGUUGGCUAAUUAUGAUUUCCAGCAGGCCUUUGCAGUGUCUUUCAAACUGCAGCUAUCAGCAAGUAGCCCAAGUGGCUUGCAACAAAUACUUAUAAACUGUAUAUAUCCUGACACCGCAACAGCCUUGAUUGAUACGCCAUCGAUAUCUAUACAAGUGGGCAAAUCUCCAACAGGCGACUAUACUUUUUUCAGUCAGUUGCAGACAACAGACGGAAUGCAAAUCAUCACCGUGUCGGUAACAAGCUCAACUUCUGCUUAUGUUGACGUAACAAUGGCUUAUGAUGGAAACGUCUUUGUUCUAAAUGUUGAUGGACAGGAAAGUUCCAUCGCCUUGACAGGAUCCAUAUUAAAAGGCCCAACUUUUGCACUUGGCAGGCCACUUACUAAACCUACAUCUAAUGGCAUUCAGUACCUUGAUGGCAGUAUCAAAAACCUAAAGAUAUACGAUUGUAUAGCUCAGGAGAUCAAGGACAAACUGACUGCAAUGUAACAAAUGCAUUUAAAACCAAACAAGUUGGAAUGCUUAUAUUGCCAAUCUAUUGAUUACCUCAAUCUCCUAAUAUGUUUAAUGGAGAAGACAAAUUGAUACAUUAUUUGUUUUAAUGCAUUGUGAAAUAAUAUUUGAUUUCUACUCUAUUGAAAUAUGCAAACAAAACUUCAUGUAAAUAAACAAAACAUGUCUGAAUGUAAAUAUUAUAUAUAAUUACCAGUACAUAUUGCUAUAAUUGAAAAUUUAUCACAUUUUAUGAAAUAACUUUAAGAUUGUAAAUAUGAAUUGUUUUAAACCUUUUAUAGUCCACGAAAGAUGAUUCUGUACGUAAGUGAGUAACGACGAAGGCAGUUCUUAGCUGAUUAAUGUUAUCCAUUCAAGAAACACAAAAUUUAAUAUAAGUGUAAUUGUCAAAAUGUUGUGUUGUUUAAAUGUCAAUAGAAAAAUCGUAAAAACGGUAUAUUCAGUUGUUGUACAGGUCAACUGGCAUACACGCUUUUGUUCUAUUUACUGUGACCAACCCAUAUAUGUGUAUAAUAACUUAUUGAUAAACGUUAAGCUAUUCAGAAUUGAUAACGAUAUCAAUUUCAUCUGGUAAUAAUGUGAACAUUGAAAUUGUUUUGUGUUUACAAAGUCACUACAUCGAACUGCUUUAUCAUUUCUAUGUGUAUAUUAUUAACAUAAAAUUGAGAAUGGAAAUGGGGAAUGUGUCAAAGAGACAACAACCCGACCACAGAACAGACAACAGCAGAAGGCCACCAACAGGUCUUCAAUGCAGCGAGAAAUUCCCGCACCCGGAGGCGUCCUUCAGCUGGCCCCUAAACAAAUAUAUAUACUAGUUCAGUGAUAAUGAACGCCAUACUAAACUCCAAAUUGUACACAAGAAACUAAAAUUAAAAAUAAUACAAGACUAACAAAGGCUAGAGCAUGAACAAUUUCACAUUCUGUGUACUUAAAUUUUGAAUCUGGAAUUAUUUACUAUAAGUGCUACAAUUACAGGGGAAACUCUAUGACUUGAUGUUUUAUUAUUAUAAAUCACCAUGUAUAAAUAUGUGAUAUCGCUGUUGAAAGUGUUUUAAUAACUCUGUGAUCAUGUUUUAAUGUCUUUUUGAAAAUAACAUUUAUAUGCCAUAUGUCAUUUGUUUUGAUUACUUUAAAACGAUUUUAAGAUUUUUUGCAAUAGUGCUUUUUAGUUCUUUAAAUGUAUUUCUGGUAUUCAAUUUAUAUUAAGAUUCAAUCUGAUAAUACAACAGUUUUUUUAUUAUGUUCAGGGUCGGAGAUGGUAUUACAUUAUUUGAUAACUUCCACUUGGCAUUUGCCCUAACAUUUGAAGUAAUUUGUUUUUAGUCUUUACAUUAUACAAGAUUGCUAAAUUAUGUUUCUACAUAUAUUCAUUAAUAGUACGCGAUUUUAUUUCGAAAUAAAA
This is a messenger RNA of Mytilus californianus (California mussel), 3266 nucleotides long. RefSeq lists its product as uncharacterized. Gene Ontology annotation, cellular component: extracellular region. The record is from RefSeq and is a predicted model, not a curated record. The transcript is spliced from 9 exons. The coding region runs from base 74 to 1840 and encodes 588 amino acids. Gene Ontology annotation, molecular function: chitin binding. Lineage: Eukaryota; Metazoa; Mollusca; Bivalvia; Mytilida; Mytilidae.